Ruditapes philippinarum (Manila clam) is the source of this 1790-nucleotide messenger RNA. RefSeq names its product TBC1 domain family member 22A-like. Bases 118 to 1461 code for a protein of 447 amino acids. Gene Ontology annotation, molecular function: GTPase activator activity. NCBI's taxonomy places the organism in Eukaryota, Metazoa, Mollusca, Bivalvia, Venerida, Veneridae. The record is from RefSeq and is a predicted model, not a curated record. Gene Ontology annotation, biological process: activation of GTPase activity. The transcript is spliced from 11 exons.
ACAGGCUUAAAAUAAUGGACAGUGUAUAGCAGGGAAAUAAUGUCUAUGAUAAUUUUAAAAUGAUAUAAUGAAUUAUUUUACAGUGGUAAACCAGUCUAUGGAGCACAACACCCUCCUAUGCACCAACCUCUAAGCAAUGCUGCUAAGAAAGAUGACAAGUCAAAAACAGCAAGGACAGGGGACUCAUUUCAAGACUUUGAGAACAAGACAAUGGAUGCCUGGGAUGAUGGAGAUGAUGACUUGAUGAUCGAUAUGGCAAACAUAAAAAUGUCCAUGAAGGAUAUUCAGUCUACAGCCAAGGCUGUGAUAGAUCAUGAUAGACAGACAAGAAAUGCUAAUAUACAUUAUAAUGGUCCCAAUCUUGGACCAGGUCAUCACAAGGCAGCUCCUGGUAUGGGUAUUAGAAUAAACAACUCCUUUCAGCCCCCAAAACCCAGUCCCAUACGAUACACACAAGAUACAAUAGUUGACAAAGAAGUAACUAAAUUGGAGAAAAUCAAAACAAUGUUAGCUGGUCCUAACACCAAUAUGGUUGAGCUUCAAAAACUGAGUUGGUCAGGUAUACCAAAAGCUGUGCGACCCACUUGUUGGAAAAUAUUAUCUGGGUAUUUACCGACAAAUUUUGAUCGUCGGGACCAGAUGUUAGAGAGAAAGAGGCAGGAAUAUUUUAGCCUUAUUGAUCAAUAUUAUGAUUCUAGACAUGAUGAAAUGCAUCAAGACACCUUUAGACAGAUACAUAUAGACAUACCUCGUAUGAAUCCAUUAAUACCAAUAUUUCAACAGUUAUUAGUUCAAGAAAUAUUUGAGCGAAUAUUAUAUAUAUGGGCAAUACGACAUCCGGCCAGCGGAUAUGUACAGGGCAUCAAUGAUCUAGUUACUCCUUUCUUUGUUGUAUUUCUUUCCGAGUUUAUUGAAAAUGAUAUAGAAGUAGAAAAUAUAAAUCUUACAGAAUUACCGGAGGAGACAUUAAACGUUAUAGAAGCAGAUACGUUCUGGUGUACAUCGAAACUUCUAGACGGUAUUCAGGAUAAUUACACAUUCGCUCAACCAGGCAUACAAACUAAAGUAAAUGCUCUCAGGGAACUUGUGAAGAGAAUUGAUGCCCAGUUACAUGCCCAUUUAGAGGAGGAGAGUGUGGAGUACCUACAAUUUGCAUUUAGAUGGAUGAACAAUUUGUUAAUGAGGGAAAUUCCUCUUAGAUGUAGUGUCAGACUCUGGGAUACCUACUUGUGUGAACAUAAUGGGUUUGCAGACUUUCAUCUUUAUGUGUGUGCUGCCUUCCUGACAAGGUUUUCCAAAGAUUUGUUACGAGAAAAAGACUUCCAGGGUAUACUAAUGUUCCUACAGAAUUUGCCAACACAUCACUGGCAUGACAAUGAAAUAAGUGAACUGCUGGCCGAGGCUUUUAAACUUAAGUACAUGUUUGCGGACGCUCCAAGUCAUUUAAGUAAAAAGUCCUGAUGAUAGUAUUUAGUGAUUUAUUAGUGAUCUGUUUGAAAAUACGGCAUAGAAAAGUGUGUGAGUUGUUGUUGGUAUCAACUGAAAAUGAAAGAUUUUGAUUGGCUGAUAUCGAGAUGACAGAUAUCUUAUUAAAGAUUUACUGCAAAACGAAAAUACACAGAGCUUCAUACUUCCAGAAUCGAAAAAAUGAAUUGGUGAAAUUGUUCAUUAUCUUAUUUUUUUGUACAUGUAUGUCAAAUUGUUCUGUUCAUCAUUAAUGAAGAGACAUUAUGCAAAUUCUUGUAUUUAACCUUUAACCUGCUGGAACUGAAAGUAAUAAGCUUUUGCCA